Molecule: messenger RNA, 938 nt
Organism: Elgaria multicarinata webbii
Lineage: Eukaryota; Metazoa; Chordata; Lepidosauria; Squamata; Anguidae
Product: TLC domain-containing protein 5-like
Exons: 2
Coding region: 4-738 (244 amino acids)
Cellular component (GO): membrane
Source: RefSeq, a predicted model, not a curated record
AUCAUGGUCGCCAUUGUUUUUCAAGUGGUCUGCAGCUUUCUGGUCUGGCUGUCUCUCUACCACGGCUUCUGGUUCCGGAACAAGCACCGCAGCCCAGAAUGGAGCUGCCGGCUGGUGACUCUGAUGCACGGGCUAAUUGCCACCUUCCUCUCUGGCUACAUAGUUCUUAUUGACGGACCCUGGCCCUUGACUCACACAGGCUACCCAAACACAACCCCCCAGGUCUGCCUGAUGAGCCUGUCGCUCGGAUACUUCAUCUUUGACCUUUGCUGGUGCAUUUCUUUCAAGAGCGAAGAUGACCUCAUGCUCUUCCACCACAUGUUGAGCAUCUCGGGCAUGGUCAUUGUGCUGGCCCUGGGCGAGUCUGCCACCGAAGUCAACGCCGUCACCUUCGUGAGUGAGAUCACCAACCCUCUGCUGCAGAUGCGAUGGUUCCUACGGGACAUGGGGCGCUACCACGGCUUUGUCGGGGAUGUGGUGGAUUCUCUGUUUGUGGUGCUCUUCCUGGGGCUACGGAUCAUUGGAGGAGCGUGGAUCAUGCACUCUGUGGUGACUUCACCCAGGACCAUCUGGAUGCUCAAAUGUGGAGUCCUAGUUAUGUACAUGGUGUCCUUGGGAUUUUUGCUGGAUAUCUACAAUUUUGCCAGGAGGAAAGUAGUGAAGAAAUAUCACAUACGGAGGAAUGAAGGAACUGAAGGAAAGAACCCCAAGGCCAAUGGACACCCGCCUGCAUGUUAACUUGACCAUCAAGUGGGACAUCACGCCCAACCUAGCAAUAAGCAAAUGGAGCCACAGACCUUCAGAGCUCAUUCCAGAAUAAGGUGUCUUCAAGCCCAGGCUACCAUCAGGCAUGGACUGAAUACUGGGCGGGUUUGCUUCUUGAAGAGAACUUGAGGAAAAGAAUGGCAAAGCCAUGGAGAAAAUAUUGAUUUCUCCAG